GCAUCACAAUAAAUUUUUAGCUGUCAAAUAUUAAGUUAUAUAAAUAAAUACAUAAUAUUACAAUAAAUUUUUAAUUUGCAUAACUAAUCAUCAAGAAAAAUAAGCCGUAAUUUUGAAGUUUUGAAAUGGCUACCGAAAUUUUAAACACCUCUGCUGAAUCUCUUGAAUCUUUGUUGAGAGAAGUAGAGACCCUCAAAACUAAACUGGAAGAUGAACGUCAAAAACUAGAUGAUAUAUCAUUAACUGCAAUGGCUGAGAGAGUAGAAAUCAUAAAUUAUGUUAACAUCAAGCCACGAAGGGUUUUAAAAGGCCAUCAAGCUAAAGUUCUUUGUUCAGAUUGGAGCCCAGAUAAGCGUCACAUGGUUUCUUCGUCCCAAGAUGGAAAAAUGAUUAUUUGGGAUGCAUUCACUACAAAUAAAGAACAUGCAGUUACAAUGCCUACAACCUGGGUCAUGGCAUGUGCAUAUGCACCAUCAGGAAAUAUUGUAGCCUGCGGAGGUCUCGAUAACAAAGUGACUGUUUAUCCAAUAUGUAUGGAUGAGGAGAUGUCUGCUCGCAAGAAAACUGUUGGAACUCACACAAGUUAUAUGUCAUGCUGCAUUUUUCCAAAUUCAGAUCAGCAAAUUUUAACUGGUUCGGGUGAUUCAACUUGUGCAUUAUGGGAUGUUGAAUCUGGUCAGUUGUUACAAAACUUUCAUGGCCAUGGUGGUGAUGUGAUGUCAAUUGAUUUAGCUCCAAGUGAAAUUGGUAAUACGUUUGUCAGUGGGAGCUGUGACAAAAUGGUAUUUAUAUGGGACAUGCGUACAGGGCAGGUUGUUCAAAAUUUUGAAGGUCAUCAGAGUGAUGUAAAUAGCGUCAAAUUUCACCCAAGUGGUGAUGCAGUUGCUACUGGUUCAGAUGAUAGCACAUGUCGACUUUUUGAUAUGCGAGCUGAUAAAGAGGUUGCAGUUUAUUCAAAAAAUAGUAUAAUUUUUGGAGCAAAUUCUGUAGAUUUUUCAGUCAGUGGACGAUUAUUAUUUGCUGGAUACAAUGAUUAUACAGUGAAUGUAUGGGACACUUUGAAAUGCCAGCGAGUCUGUUUACUUUUUGGUCAUGAAAAUCGUGUUUCAUGUCUCCAAGUUUCCCCAGAUGGUACAGCACUUUCUACUGGAAGUUGGGAUUACACUUUAAGAGUCUGGGCAUAAUUCCAAAUUUAUCAAAGCCAAUAACAAAAAAAAAUUAUAUAGAUAAAAACGCCA
This is a messenger RNA of Ctenocephalides felis (cat flea), 1238 nucleotides long. RefSeq names its product guanine nucleotide-binding protein subunit beta-5 (gene Gbeta5). The coding region runs from base 126 to 1184 and encodes 352 amino acids. Gene Ontology annotation, molecular function: signaling receptor complex adaptor activity; protein binding. The transcript is spliced from 9 exons. Lineage: Eukaryota; Metazoa; Arthropoda; Insecta; Siphonaptera; Pulicidae. The record is from RefSeq and is a predicted model, not a curated record. Gene Ontology annotation, biological process: G protein-coupled dopamine receptor signaling pathway; G protein-coupled receptor signaling pathway. Gene Ontology annotation, cellular component: heterotrimeric G-protein complex; cytoplasm.